Molecule: messenger RNA, 3133 nt
Organism: Mercenaria mercenaria
Lineage: Eukaryota; Metazoa; Mollusca; Bivalvia; Venerida; Veneridae
Exons: 2
Coding region: 140-1318 (392 amino acids)
Source: RefSeq, a predicted model, not a curated record
UUUUCCUGAUAAAAAGUAAGUCUAUGUGUAUGUUUGGCAGCUAAAGAACAGAUAUUCCAUUUUAUAGCUCUACUUUCGGUUUACAAAUACAUUUAACCAGUGCACUUUCGGUUUAAAAUCGAACCAGGAUUUGGAUACAAUGAAGUAUCAGGUCUAUAACUUGUUGCAGUCUUCCGUACUAUUCAGCCUUUGUGGAAAUGCAGGUUCCCCACUGCACGUAUAUGAACAACUUCUAGCUUAUGGACAUCUCGAAAAGGCUCUGCAAGCUCCGGUUGGUGGGUUCUCCCUUCCGACCGGCAUGUCUAUCCAUUAUAGUAGUCAGGAUUCGAAAAUGCGUGAUUCUGUAGAAAUGCUGAGGAUAAUGUUUGAUCAAGUAGCAACGAUAUUCUAUAAAGCAGAAGUGUUAGAGGGAAGCAACCUGCUUAAUUAUUACAACAAAAUUAAUUCCGUGACAUCUGUCACCGAUCUUGACGUGCAUGCUAUGUCGCUGACGUUGAAUGGAGCUAAACAGGCGUUUAAAAAAGUUGAGGACAACAUGAUUGCUUUGCAAGGAGAAGUUCAUUUUCUUAUAGAAACUGUUAGGCGUAGAAUUCAAGAGCUGCGAAACGAAAUCCAAGAGAAUGAGGUAGAGCGCCAAACUUUGGACGAAAAAAUGAAAAUUUUGGGAGAGAAAAUACGCGACUAUGAUAACAGCGCACGAGAUUCUGACAGACAAGCCAGGUAUAUGGAGGCUGAAGCUCGAAGAAUGGCAAGAGAAGCAGACGAAGCCGCUGCUUGGGGAGGUGUGGAGCUGGUUGGGGCAGCGGUAUCAGGUGUCAUUGGGCUUUUUACCGGUGGAGUUGGGUUUGCCGUACCUUUUGUCGUACUAGGCGGUUUAGGUGUUAAAAAUGUGCGUGAUGUGGCCCAUUACAGGUCUCGAGCUCAAGAUUUCAGAGAAGAUGCCUAUAGAUCCAGGAACAGAGCAGAUGAACUACGCCGACAAGUGAGAUUAUCCGAGAGAUCAGUAAUUCAACUAAAAGAGAAUGCCGAAUAUAUUCAGCGCCAGAUUAUUCAGUUGGAGUCUUCACAACGCAGAAUAAAUGAAUUAUCAAAAUCGUUACACGGUUCUGUUGGGGCGACAAAUGAAGUCAUCCUAAUGCUGCAAAAUAUUGUAGUUGCUGUGACUAAUGCUGAACUUAGUGCUAAAUCUCUUCAAGAUCUGUUUAAACAUCUGCCUCAAGUUAUGGAAAAGGCAUCUGUAUCACAACUGAAAACUACCAAAUCAGCAUGGACAAGUAUACAGGAACUUCUUUUGAUACAUCACAAGCUCCUCACGUGAGCACACACUUCUCACGUGAUCAUUCUUUCUUAAUUGAAUGUUCCUAAUUUUUAUGAUAAAAACAGAUAAUAAGUGUUCAGAUAGAGACUAUGCAUAAUCACAUGGUUUUCUUCAAUUUUGCACAUGAACGUAUACUGCUAGCGCCAUAAAGAGAGAUAACAGGCACGAAUGGAUUCAAGCAUACUUUCUACUAUGUUAAACAAAUAAUACUUGUUUUAUUUAAAGUUUAAACCUAUGACAUAUAUAAGAUAACAAGUACCAAAACAUAGGCAAGAUGGCAAGAAACUGAUACAUAUUAUGUUCAUAACUAACAAAAAAAAUACGACCCGUUAAAGGCCAAGUAAAAACAGUUUAUCCCUUUUGCUUUUACGCUGCUUUUAAGACAUUAGUUCGGGCUGUUACAGCGAAUCUGUGUCUUUGCUUGGUGUGUGAUAGACAAUCUGUCCUCAUAUAAUGGCGAAUGUUUUGGCCUAACUAAACUAAAGGAACCAGCGUGGGGGCCAUCUGGUCUAAUCGCGUAAUGGCUGCCAGGUAUUUGAACACUAAUUUUUCACUUGGCAUGGCAACAGAGGUCUAAAUUGAAGCUAGUUACUGUUUAAAUUUCAUUGUGGAUGUAUUGUUGACAUUUUGGUAGGAAAAAUGGGAGAGCAGGUUGUAUUUGGUGAAGUCAAGCUCAAUUUUAGUAUGAGUAGUACUUCCAGGUCACAGCAGUGUGAUUUUGAUGUCAGUUUACAGUAAGCAAAUGUGACCAGAGAAAUCUCUCUUAGAAGAUACAUGACCCCUACUUAUCUCUUCAUUUUAUAUCAGUUUUAUCAUAAAUCUUUAAAAUGAGGUAAGGAUUUGUUCUCUGAAAUGGGUCUAGCUAUGUUUGGUAGCUCUUUAUAAAAGGUCAGUUUUAUAUAGAAUAUAUAGGGAAAACUAUUUAGCUAAUUGUGACCUUUUAUAAUAAUAACAUGAACAGUACGUUGAUUGGUAGGCAAGAAUUAGAAAAAAAUGAAAGUCCAUUAUGCUAAUCUAAUAUGAGCUAUUUUUAAUUACGCAUUUUAGACGUUAAAAUGCGCGAGGUUUGACUUGCGCGCCUCGAGUGGUCCAGGUCUGGCAAAAUCUACUUGAGUCGAGUAUCCCAUAUCCCAGAUUCCCAGCUCAAGAAAUUGCUAUCUAUGUAAACAUGAAAUAAAUAUGAUUAUUAGUAUGAGUAGUAUCGUGUGUUUGGUUAAAAAUAGUAUUCCUGUAAUAAGUACAUGUAUAUAACUAGCCACAUUAUGACUUUGUACUAUCACUAAAAACUGGCUGUUUUUUAUUUAAAGAUAUGACAUUUAAUUGUGAACAUAGCUUUACAGACAGGUUAACUGCAUGUCAGGAAGAGUAUUUUAGUAAAAUAUGAGCCGAAGUGCAUCUUUAAGACGUAAUUGUCCUUAUUCUAGCAUGGGUUUGAGCUAUAUCAGCAUUUACUGCUUUGUCCGAAGUUCUUCUGCUGAAGUAGGAAGUCAAAGACGUGUUCGGCUCUUUCAGACCCUUCGGAAUUGCUGUGUUAGGUAAAUUGUAUGGCUUUUAUAAUUUUCGUUUGCCUUACAAAAUGAUCGCUUUUGUUAUCAGUUUUGUGAUUUCCUUAUAGAAAGAUAUUGUUCUAUCUAGUUGUACUUUUUAUGAAAACGGAUAAGAUGCCUAACUGUGUGGUAACAUAAACCGGUGUCACCCGUCUAUGGGGUAAUUGGGAGUUGUGUUGUAUCCAAAACUGAUUUAUUGUUGAAUAUUGUUGCAUGUAUAUAUAGCUUUAUAAUGAAAGCGGAAUAGAUUUUUACAAGGAUUUUCAGU